Messenger RNA from Rhodamnia argentea, 2232 nucleotides. RefSeq lists its product as uncharacterized. The coding region runs from base 79 to 1980 and encodes 633 amino acids. The record is from RefSeq and is a predicted model, not a curated record. NCBI's taxonomy places the organism in Eukaryota, Viridiplantae, Streptophyta, Magnoliopsida, Myrtales, Myrtaceae. The transcript has 3 exons.
CUAAUGUAUAUAAUAAGCCCUUCCUCUUCAAACGUACCUUAAACCCUAGCUCAGCUCCUGCGAAUCUUUUGAUCAACCAUGGCUCAAACCAGGGAUUCGUUUCUUGAGCUACGGGUGCUCCUCCUCUGGCUGGAGAGGGCCGCGUUUCUCGAGGCCUACAUGUUGUCGGCGAUGUUCCCGAUGUUGGGAUUCAUGCUCUCGCUCGCCUUCCAAGUCCUGUAUUGGGUGCGCUCGGUCAUCCAAUCGGAUAAUCCGCGAUCGGAGAGGGAUUCGUGGGUUCUCUUUAUCCCGGAGCACGUCGCGGCGGUCCUUCUCGAGGCCUACUCGAUAUUUGGCCGGCCGCCAUGUCUCGCCACAAUGGCCCUCCUCCUUUUCGGGGGUUCCAGCAUGGUUCGCCUGUCGCUGGCGUGGUGGGCCAAGCAUCCUGGAGAGGUUGCUAAAGUUUGGGCGACAAUAUUUGAUGAGGGAACCAAGAAGACUAGGGAAGGAAACAGCGUCGCUAUGCCUCCUCCUGUGCAGUCUCCUUCUGGAGUUUCGACCAAAAACAAGAAAAAGCCAGUGGUGUCUAAAGUUGAGCAAGAGGCGGCUCGAUGGGAGAGCCCCGAGAAGGAGACUGCGGUGGUAGCCGAGACAAACCCGACGCCAGCAAAAGCCGCCGCGGGCCUCGAAGAGAAGACUUCUGAGGUACGUGCUGUUGAUAAGUUGGAUGAGACUGCGAAGCCCGCCGCGGGUUGUUGUGAAGACAUUGAUGAGAAUGCGCUGAAUGCUCUGCAAGCGACCUGCGGAAGUGGGGAGCCGCCGCUUGGUCAGCCACAAGAUAUCACCCCGGGCGAUGAUUCGUGCCCUUCGCAGGAACCGACUUACAAGUGUGUGCCACCCGCAGCACCAGGGGCCGGAAUGUACGGCUGUUUACAAGGUGGGAUCGGAGAGUACUGGGGCGGCUGGGGAGGAGGAUACUACGCGAGCCCUUGGGCAAGUGAAAGGGAGUAUCUCCUCGAGGAGCUGGACAAGGCCAAUGCCGCUGCCAAUGACUAUUACCAGGUCGCGGCUCAGUACAGCAUCGACGUCCACCAGCUGACCAUGGAGAACCACCAGCUUUUCUCGAAACUCGAGGACCUGACUGCCCGCCACGACAUUGACCGGGAAGAGCAGGUGCUGCUUCGCGAGAGCUUCAAAGCCCUCUGUGACCGCGCUUCCUACCUGGAUGAGAAGACGCGCGACGAGGUCUCAUGCGCGGAGUACUACAAGGAGUGCUGCCUCGAGUACAGCGAGGGUAAGGGCCUCCUCCAGGAGGAGAAUGCUUGGCUCCAGGCCGAGGUGGAGGAUUUGAGGAAGUGGCUCGACAAGUCCAAGUGCGAGCUCCAGGCCCUGGAGAACGCUCAGCCUGGGCCCGAGACGGGGGAGCUGAGGAAGCAGCUAGACGAGUCCGAGUGCAAGCGCCAGGUCCUGGAGGAGGAGAACGCUCAGCUUGGGGCCGAGAUGGAGGAGCUGAGGAAGCACCUAGAUGAGUCCGAGUGCAAGCGCGAGGACCUGGAGGAGGAGAACGCCCAGUUUGUGGCCGAGUCAGAGAACCUGAGGAAGUAUCUAGACAAGUGUGAGUGCAAGCGUGAGGCCCUAGAGGAGGUGAAUGCUCAGCUUACGGCCGAGACAGAGGAGCUGUGGAAGCUCCUAGUUGAGUACGAGGGCGAGCACAAGGACCCGAAGGAGGAGAAUGCUCAGCUUGUGGAUAAGACGGAGGGGCUGAGGAAUUACCUAGACAAUUCCGAGCGGAAGCGUGUGGCCCUAGAGAAGGCGAAGGCUCAGCUUAGGGCCGAGACGGAGGAGCUGAUGAAGCGGCUAGAAGAGUCCGAACGCAAGCGCCAGGCCCUGGAGGAAGAGAAGGCAGGCCUCGAUACCAACCUGAGCGGCGCGAUUGCCCUGUGCGAGGUCUAUUGCUUUGUGCUCAAGUACCUUUCACUUUUCAAUGGAGUCAAUAGCUAGAUUUCUCACUAAGUGACUCUGGAUUAUAUUCAGGUUUUCUUUGGUCUUCCUCGAGAGAUCUCUCCUAGUCCUUGUUUAUGAAUGCCUUGUCCUUAGUUAUUUGAUGAACUUGCUUCUUAUCUUGGUUCUUGGCAUUGCUUCUGCUAGCUUGGUGUGUAUUUAUGUCUUGCUCGCAAUCUACUUGCCUAGGAACCCCCCUGGAAAAGCCAAUGACAGAUCAAUGGCGUGACACUAGUCGUGGUCCUUAAAACA